GAUACAUUUUCGGAGACUUCGGUUGUAGCGUUUUUUAUGCACUUCGCGGCUUCCGUAGACAUUUGCCUCAUCUCUAUGUUUGCUCUCAACUGUAUUAUACGGCUGUGCUCUCCGCGGUCAGGAAAAACCGGUGUGCAGCUAUCAGUGUGAGCUAUGGAGCAAAUAAAUAAUCUCGAGGUCGUCCCGUGCACUGACUCCAAUUAUCUGAAACCUUUCAGGGUGCACUACAGCCAGAAUGGAACAAAGAAAUACUGGGACUUCAUGCGCACCCAUGACAGCGUGUCAGUCCUGAUCUUCAACACCACCUCCCAUUGUUUUGUCCUGGUCAAGCAAUUCCGUCCAGCUGUGUACAUGAGCGAAUGGGAGCGCAGCAAAUCCAAGCCCCCAGAGCCGGCCGAGCAGCCGGAGGGAGCGGAGGGGGCCGAGGCUGGCACGGCGGCCCAGCCGGAGGCCUCCAAGUCCGGGGAGGGCGACGGCGGGGAGAAGGCAGGCGACGAGGCCGUCGCGUCCCCCGGCCAGCCCCCGGUGUCGGUGGGUGUGACCUACGAGCUGUGCGCGGGGCUGGUGGACAAGCCCAACCUGACGCUGGAGGAGAUCGCCCGGCAGGAGGUGCUGGAGGAGUGUGGCUACGACGUGCCCGUCACCAAGCUGCGGAAGAUCACCUCCUACAGGUCAGGGGUGGGAGUGACCGGUGCCAUGCAGACCAUGUUCUAUGCCGAAGUGUCGGAUGAGAACUGCGUAGGCGAGGGCGGCGGGGAGCCGCAGGAGGGCGAGCUGAUCGAGGUGGUGAAGGUGCCGCUGCAUGAGGCCAUGAGCUUCGCCUACGACGAAAAGAUCCCCAAGACCAUGGGCGUCAUCUUCAGCUUCAUCUGGUUCCAAAGCAACAUGUCACCUAAAUACAAAAUAUCCACCAACGUGUAACGGCAAACCUCCCUCUCACCACCUCCCCUUCAUUGACCCCCUCACCCCCCAAACACAUACUGCACUGAUUUACCAUCCACUCAUUCACACACUCCCCCACACACACACCCAAGCCCUCUGACAUUAGUCACACUUCACUGUAAGUUAUAGUCCGACUGGGCAAUCAUGUUGUACAUUCAAGAGACAGUGGUUCAAUAUUAGUUUCUUUCACUUUCUUUCGCUGUGGUACUUCUGUAUGACGAAGCAAAAUAUCAAGUUUGAUGUUUCAUACCGUUAGUUUCUUUUCUCUCUCUCUCUCUCUCUCUCUCUCUCUCUCUCUCUUUAAAAAAAGAAAUACUUCUUGUACUUCUUAUUUAUUUGAGUUGUACUUUUAAAAAGUCAGGGUCCACAAGAAGCCGGAUUUGUCUCUAGGUACGUAUGGUGAGGUGGCAAGAUCUGGUUUCAGGAAUGCAUUAAAUCACUAUGAUCUUGCCAGCCACACUUGGGCUCAUGGAUGUUCAUUCAAUUCAGAUUUCAGCACAUUGUGGCACAUCUAGUUUCGACUUGCCCGGGCAUCUUUUAGUAGACUAUCGCCGAGCCCAAAGGCAAAAGUAAGCCAAGCAUACAAAGUUAGUUGAAAUCGUUCGAACAUAUCAAAUAACCUUUUUUGUACCGUUGGAUACGUUGUUAAAAAACGACAUCAUCCACAAAGCCAGUCGGCAUCAAGUUGAUUGUUUUUAAUGACAGGGCUUUUCCAGUAUUCUGUUCACAGUGGAUUUUACAGGUCUGAGGUUAUGCCGAUUGUUUGUGAUUUAUUACCAAUGCCAUAACAUUCAGUGAUGCUUUGUGAAGCAAAAAGAAAACGUCAUUCCCUUGAGACCUUGCAUGACCGUAAAUACAACAGAACAGGGAGAGACGAUGAUGAUGAGGAUGUUUCAAGAAUACAGGGAGAUUCUAAAUGAGGGUUUGCUACUUCAGAUGGUUCUUGCCAAAACAUGACCAGACACAUGAAAGAUCUUUUCACCUCCCCCCAAACAUUAUUGCGUAGAGUGCCUGCCUUGGACCCGGUGAGCAUUACACACAGUCUGACUGAAGAAAUGGUUAGUCUUCCGGUGUCUAAUGUACAGUAUAAUACAGUGGAGGAACCAUGGAGGGCAUUGGCCUAAUUGUGGGUAGGAACCAUUUGCAUGUUUAGCGGGUUUGAAACAUUCAAAGCCAAUCCACUUUUAAAGUCAAACUUGUGGUGCUGCGAGACUAAAUGCAGGUCAGAAUCAAAAAUGACUAUACGGUCAAGUAGGUUUUCACAUACAAGGAAUUUGUCUUAAAAUAACUAAAUAAAUACAAACAGAAAAGAAUGACACAAAUUACUGCAAAAUAGUCUGUUAAAAAUAGGCUGUUGGUCUGGCACAACCUCACUAACAAGGAAAUCCUGUACUAAGACAGGCAAGAUGCACAGGUCCACCCUCACUUUGAAGAAAGCAGAACAGAUGGAUUAAACUGACCUGUUUUGACACAUGUUCUGUCAUUUUAAAGGAUUUAAAGGUUACGUUGUUCUCGUGAUUACAAAAGACAAGUUUUUGGUCACCAAAUUGCAAACUAUACAUCACACGUAGGUAGGAUGAGAUGCCAUUCCCAGUUGUUCCCAAGACAUCCAUCGAUUGCCAAAGCUUUUGCUGGCAUCUCAGGUUUCCGGGUCGGCAAGGUGACUCUCAGGGUGACUACGCGAGAGCCUUGCCCCUGCCCUGCCAUGGCCAUAGACCACUGGUUUCAAAUUCUCAAUCACUCAAGUUUGUAUCGCCCUGUCAGGUCAGUCUCUUUUGUUUGGAAGCAUCUUCUGUGGCACUUAGAAAAAGAAAAAAAAAAGAGAAGACUUGGAGGUAACUUUGUGUAAAUUGUUAGUGGUCAGAGUGUUGACAGUAAAUUUCAACAUGCACCUUUGGAAAAUGAAGCACUGCUUUUUUUUGUUUGUUUGUUAAUUCCAAAAGCAACACAUUCAGACAUAAUGUACCACGUUAUUCAGACACAUCAGCAAAUGAGUGAGUUUGACCGGCUGUGGCCAAACUUAACUUUAUAUGCACACGAGAACAGGACCUGAAGGCACAUUUUGUCGUAAAGUGAAUUUCUGGUCUUAUAAGAAGAUAAUCACCCAAUCCCUUUAUUUCCCAUCCGGCUUUGUACUAUUCCUCAGUGUUGUGUAGGGAGUGCAUGACUUUUCUUGAAUGGCCUGAUAUUUGAACAAGCAUAUGAAACCUAUUCAAUAUAAUAAAAUUAUAUUUUGUGCUUUUAAAAGCCAUUAGCCAUAGCAAUAUUCAUUGAUUUCUUUGGGGGUCUGGAAGAUGAUGUUUGAUUUUCAUGUCCAGGGACCAGGUGUUAGUAUUAAAAAGUUUGAUGUGUUUGAUUUCAUAUCUAAAAAUUACGGACGAUAGAGAGUGAUCUGUAGAGUUGUUCUGCUCAUAAGACCUAUGCGUUAAAGCUGCAAUACUUUUCUUGUUGUCAAAGAACAAAAAUAAUUUUAUAUUUACUACAAUUAAUAAUUAUGAAAACCUGACCUGAAAACUGUAAUCCAAGACAUUACUAAAACAAAGAACUGAGAUGUGUUGAAUGCACAUUAAUACAAAUUUGUAUCAAGUACCUCUCACUCAAACUUUACACAUGGUCUACAGAAAUUUCAUAACAAAGACAAAACACAUAUUCCCUCUCAAGAGCCUUAGUUCCUUAGAUGGGGGCUGACUCCCAGACUCGUGUGAUUCUUGAUCUGGUGUAGAUCCUAGUGGGCUGAUGUCCAGAGGGGUAUUCCAAGUAUGUGGUUUAGUGACAAACCUGGCUAAGUUAACCCAGAGUAGGUGGUAAACCUCCUAAACCAUGUUCUUGAAAUACCCCUCUGGUAUUUCAACCCAAAUUAAAAUCAGAAAAAAUGAAUUUUAAAAGCACAGAUGCAGCAUAUCCAUUUGUUUAUUAUUACUAUUAUAUAUAUUUUUUUUGUUAUUUUUUUUUUUCUCCAAACUUUUUCUACUAUUUUAUGCCUUUACUAAGCCAUUAUGUAUACACUAUGUAAGCCACCAUUUAUGUUUUGGCAACACAUCUCAUCUUGAUUUUCCAACGGAAGAGCCUUUAUCUUUGUUUUUUUAAUUAUCAUAAAUGUUAGAAUUGUUAUUUCUCCUCAUCAAGCGAGGGGGCAACUUGUUUGUUAAUGUGUGUGUUUAUUUUACCUAAAGCCUAAUCAGUCUCGAGCGUAUCUGAGGGUCUACUAGUGAGCACGAGCAGUGAUGUCACUGUGUCGGAGACGCUCCCGUUGCUGCGGACCAUGUCAGCGCGUAAGGCUUUGACAUUAGCCAGAUGCCCGUAGUGGUCCAGUGAUGCGCAUUGCCCUUGCGGAGUCACGCACAGAAGCACGUAAGCCAUGCGGUGUGCACUGCGCUGCAGACUGCCACCCCCCCCCCCCCCCCCCACACACACACACACACACACACACACACACCACCACCCCUUAAGUCCCAUGCAGCGUGAGCACCACAAAACAACUCUACCUCCAUGCCACUUAGCUUGCGUUUAAAGUGUACAAUUAAAGAGUACAGGCUCACCCGCUUACUCCUGCAUUGUACAGGUGCACAUAAGUAGCAAAUAACGAGGCAGGGGCUAGACAUUGUGUUUGCUUUAGACUUUGUGCAGUCCCGACGGUAAAAUCCAUCCUAUAGGUGAGGGGCACAGUCAUGUGGUGGGUAUGCAUUGCAUACAAACACUUCUUGAGCUUUUAUCACUAAUGGAAAAAGACUGAGGGCUUUGACUUUGCUUAUGAUGGACAGAGAGCUUGGUUUGUGAUGUGAUGUUUUCUCCCUCUUUGCUAUUUAACUCACAGUUUUAUUCAUAUUUAUAACACUGUCUAAGAGCGGGUUUUAAAUGGCGUCUAUACAAAUGGUCAAGAUCAUCUGUAGACACUACAAAAGCAUACACAUUGUAACAAUUUAUAUUCAUUAGAUACACUGAACAGUGAUAUCUGAUCAAUGCUCUUGAUUUUUGUGCUUGCUUUUUUUUUUUUUUUUUUACAGCAUAAUAUUAGCCAAACUUUGUUAUUUUGCUAAGUUAUUUGUACUACAUUUUGUGUUAAUUGGAGAGACAAUAUUGACGAAGACGAUUCAUCUCAUUAAAAUACUGUUGUGUAUGAGUGUCUUUUAAGCUUGGUUUUUGAAUGGCUGUGUCACAGUACUCUGUUGUUUCUGUAAGAGUUCAAUUUCUACUUUUAAAUUUGUUUCAAAUUAUUAACUUUUAACUGUUCUCUUGUUUUCUAUCAUAUGGUAAUCAGUGGAAAACAUGUAUUUAAAAUCUGAUUAUUGCAUGUGCACUAACUGUGUUUCAUUGGUCUGCAUUCAGUGUAAAUAAAGAGGUUUGAUGGCUGUA
Messenger RNA from Clupea harengus (Atlantic herring), 5295 nucleotides. RefSeq names its product nudix (nucleoside diphosphate linked moiety X)-type motif 14 (gene nudt14). The record is from RefSeq and is a predicted model, not a curated record. Gene Ontology annotation, molecular function: UDP-sugar diphosphatase activity. NCBI's taxonomy places the organism in Eukaryota, Metazoa, Chordata, Actinopteri, Clupeiformes, Clupeidae. Gene Ontology annotation, biological process: nucleoside phosphate metabolic process; ribose phosphate metabolic process.